Messenger RNA from Alnus glutinosa, 1040 nucleotides. Its product is annotated as early nodulin-like protein 13. The record is from RefSeq and is a predicted model, not a curated record. Lineage: Eukaryota; Viridiplantae; Streptophyta; Magnoliopsida; Fagales; Betulaceae. Gene Ontology annotation, molecular function: electron transfer activity. The coding region runs from base 128 to 760 and encodes 210 amino acids. The transcript is spliced from 4 exons. Gene Ontology annotation, cellular component: plasma membrane.
UGCGACCAUAAGUGCAUAAGCCAAAUUCGAAAAUAAUAUUAUGAUGACCAUUUCAUUCGAGGAUUAGUUAAUUAAUCCAGUAGCAUCCAUGGGUUGCUUUUAAAAAUUUAUAUAAAGAACCAAAACCAUGGAUCAAAUCUCAGCAUUAACUGGAGUUUUGUUCUCAAUAUAUUCAUCUGUCUCUGUGAUUGAAUCAAUUAUGGCCUCCUUGAGAACUACAAUCUCAUUUUGGAUUCUCAGCUUGCUUUUGCCGUUUACUUCCCUGGAAGCGAGAAAGUUCGUGGUUGGAGGCAACAAAAUUUCAUGGGCAGCUCCAAUAUCGACUAGUGGAGGGAUGUCUGAGGCAAGGCAUUUCACUGUCGGCGAUCAUCUCGUCUUUGUGUAUAAUCCCAAGGUUAUAACAAUACUGCAAGUGACAGAGGAAGACUACGAGAGUUGCAACAAAACAAAGCCAAUUGCAAUAUACGACGCUGGCUGCACCCUGGUUGCGUUGGACCGGUCAGGACCAUUCUAUUUCAUCAAUGCUUCUCUGAAGGUAGACAGUUUCUGGUUGGAGGCAACGAAAAUUCAUGGAGUAGUCCACCUUCUUCAGAUUCUCUCAAUCAGUGGGCUGAGAAAAACCGAUUCAAUGUUGGCGAUUUUCUCAUCUUUGAAUACAAUACCGAUCGACAUUGAUUCAGCAAGUGACAAAGGAGGAGUACGAGAGCUGCAACCAGUCCAACCCAAUCAAAGAAUACAAAGACAACAAAACCAAGGUUGAGCUUGACAUGCGUGAAAAGGCCUGAAGCUAACUGUUAGAACAAUUUUCAGUUUGAUUACGUGUAGAUCUUUGAUUUGUUGUGUUUUUCAUAAUCUGGAAGGAAGAACAAACAAUGCGUCAGAUGGCUAUUUUGGAAAGUAUUGAGAGUCGAGAGUUUAAUAUAUUUUCAAUAUACAAUCAGAGUGUAUCUUGUACCUGAGAUAGCAGCCUAUUUAUAUUUUAUAGGCACAUAUUAUCAACUACAUUGUUCCACCUUCAUGUCAUGGCUGAGUGGAACCCU